AUGCAGGGGAGCCGCCAGGAGCAGGUAUCUUCUUCCUCCCUCUCGGGCUUCUCGCCGGCGCUGACGUCGGCCGUCGGGCUCCGCCUCCUCUCCUCUCCCGCCGGCCACAAGCACCUCCUCUUCUCCCUGCUUACACACGCUGCCACGAGCUCUCUGGCCUUCGCCACUUCGCUCUUCACCGGCCCUCGCCACGGCUCCUCUUCUCCUCCUCGUGAUGCCUCCACCGGACGAGCACGACGCCGCCUCCCGCGACCUGCGCAGCCUCCUGCGGCCAAUGCCGCUACCUCCAGCGGGACGCCACCUCCUACAGUCGCUGCCUCCUCCUUUCCCGGCUGCUGCCACCUUCUCCUGCAGCCGCUGCCGCCACCUCCGGCAGUCGCUACUGCUUCCAACAGGAGCCAGCCGUUGCCGCUGCCUCCGGUGGGUGCUGCCGCCCCCAGCGGCCAUCACCGCUACCUCACGCCGCCUUCGGCGGCUAUGAAUGCCACUGCCGACGCUCCUAGUGGGCAUCGACUCUUCUUCCAGCGGCCACCGGAGCUUCCUAUCGCUGUCACCGACGCAGACGCCUACAGUGGGUGUCGCCUCCAACGAUAG
Messenger RNA from Zingiber officinale, 594 nucleotides. Its product is annotated as proline-rich receptor-like protein kinase PERK12. Bases 1 to 594 code for a protein of 197 amino acids. The transcript is spliced from 2 exons. The record is from RefSeq and is a predicted model, not a curated record. NCBI's taxonomy places the organism in Eukaryota, Viridiplantae, Streptophyta, Magnoliopsida, Zingiberales, Zingiberaceae.